UGCCCGCUGGGUAGCCCCGCCCACUCCCGCCGCUGCUUCCGCCGCCUUCGCCGCCACCGCCACAGCCUCGGUUGAUCCGCCGCCGCCAUGAACAAGAAGAAGAAGCCGUUCCUGGGCAUGCCCGCGCCCCUGGGCUACGUGCCGGGGUUGGGUCGCGGAGCCACAGGCUUCACCACCCGCUCCGAUAUCGGCCCCGCGCGUGAUGCCAACGACCCCGUGGAUGACCGCCAUGCCCCGCCGGGGAAAAGGACAGUUGGGGAUCAGAUGAAGAAGAACCAGACGGCUGAUGACGACGAUGAAGAUUUGAACGACACCAAUUACGAUGAGUUCAAUGGGUAUGCUGGGAGCCUGUUCUCAAGCGGUCCCUAUGAAAAAGAUGAUGAAGAAGCAGAUGCUAUUUAUGCAGCUCUGGAUAAAAGGAUGGAUGAGCGGAGGAAAGAAAGAAGGGAACAGCGAGAAAAAGAGGAAAUAGAAAAAUACCGUAUGGAACGACCCAAAAUUCAGCAACAGUUCUCAGACUUGAAACGGAAGCUAGCAGAGGUCACGGAAGAAGAGUGGUUAAGUAUUCCAGAGGUUGGUGAUGCCAGGAACAAGCGUCAGAGGAAUCCUCGCUACGAGAAGCUGACUCCUGUACCUGAUAGCUUCUUUGCCAAGCAUUUGCAGUCUGGGGAGAAUCACACUUCUGUGGACCCACGGCAGACGCAAUUUGGUGGAUUGAAUACUCCAUAUCCAGGGGGCUUGAAUACUCCGUACCCAGGAGGAAUGACGCCAGGCUUAAUGACACCUGGGACAGGUGAAUUGGAUAUGAGGAAGAUUGGCCAAGCCAGGAACACCUUGAUGGACAUGAGACUAAGCCAGGUGUCAGACUCUGUGAGUGGGCAGACUGUGGUGGACCCGAAAGGAUAUCUGACGGAUUUGAAUUCAAUGAUUCCCACACAUGGAGGAGAUAUCAAUGAUAUCAAAAAAGCUCGUUUGCUCCUGAAAUCUGUACGAGAAACCAAUCCUCAUCAUCCACCAGCCUGGAUAGCAUCAGCCCGACUGGAAGAAGUCACUGGCAAACUGCAGGUGGCUCGGAAUCUCAUCAUGAAAGGAACAGAGAUGUGCCCCAAGAGUGAAGAUGUUUGGUUAGAAGCUGCUCGGCUUCAGCCUGGAGAUACAGCCAAGGCUGUUGUGGCCCAAGCUGUCCGCCACCUCCCUCAGUCUGUGCGGAUCUAUAUCAGAGCAGCAGAGCUGGAGACAGAUAUCCGUGCCAAGAAGCGCGUCCUUAGGAAAGCCCUUGAGCAUGUUCCAAAUUCGGUGCGUUUGUGGAAGGCAGCUGUGGAGCUGGAAGAACCUGAGGAUGCCAGAAUCAUGCUGAGCCGCGCUGUGGAGUGCUGCCCUACCAGCGUUGAACUGUGGCUUGCUCUGGCAAGGCUGGAGACAUAUGAGAAUGCUCGUAAAGUCCUUAACAAAGCCCGUGAGAAUAUUCCAACGGAUCGUCACAUCUGGAUUACUGCUGCCAAGCUGGAGGAGGCCAAUGGAAACACCCAGAUGGUGGAGAAAAUCAUCGACAGAGCCAUCACAUCUCUUAGGGCCAACGGUGUGGAAAUCAACAGAGAGCAGUGGAUACAGGAUGCUGAGGAAUGUGAUAAAGCCGGAAGCGUGGCCACGUGCCAGGCAAUCAUGCGAGCUGUGAUUGGGAUUGGGAUUGAGGAAGAAGAUCGGAAACAUACCUGGAUGGAAGAUGCAGACAGUUGUGUUGCCCAUAAUGCUCUGGAGUGUGCCCGAGCAAUUUAUGCUUAUGCCUUGCAAGUUUUCCCAAGCAAGAAGAGCGUGUGGCUGAGAGCAGCAUACUUUGAGAAGAACCAUGGAACAAGAGAAUCCUUGGAGGCUCUUUUGCAGAGAGCUGUUGCUCACUGUCCCAAAGCAGAAGUGCUGUGGCUCAUGGGAGCCAAAUCGAAGUGGCUGGCAGGAGAUGUGCCAGCAGCCAGAAGCAUCUUGGCCCUGGCUUUCCAGGCCAACCCCAACAGCGAGGAGAUCUGGCUGGCUGCCGUCAAGCUGGAGUCGGAAAACAAUGAAUAUGAAAGAGCAAGGAGGCUGCUGGCAAAAGCUCGCAGCAGUGCCCCCACCGCAAGGGUCUUCAUGAAGUCUGUGAAGUUAGAAUGGGUGCUUGGAAACAUUGCUGCAGCCCAGGAGCUUUGUGAGGAAGCCCUAAAGCACUAUGAGGACUUCCCCAAACUGUGGAUGAUGAAAGGACAAAUCGAGGAACAAAAAGAGCUGGUGGAGAAAGCAAGGGAGGCUUACAAUCAAGGGUUGAAAAAGUGUCCCCAUUCCAUACCCCUGUGGCUUUUGCUGUCCAGACUGGAAGAGAAAGUGGGGCAGCUGACCAGAGCAAGAGCCAUCUUGGAAAAGUCUCGCCUAAAGAAUCCAAAGAACGCGGACCUCUGGUUAGAGUCUGUGCGGUUGGAGUACAGAGCUGGGCUAAAGAACAUUGCAAAUACUCUGAUGGCCAAGGCCUUGCAAGAAUGCCCCAAUUCAGGAAUCCUGUGGUCAGAGGCAAUUUUCCUUGAAGCGCGACCGCAACGGAAGACCAAGAGUGUGGAUGCCCUGAAGAAGUGUGAACAUGACCCACACGUUCUGUUGGCUGUGGCCAAAUUGUUCUGGAGCGAGCGUAAAAUAACGAAGGCCCGAGAAUGGUUCCACCGAACAGUGAAGAUUGAUUCCGACUUGGGAGACGCCUGGGCUUUCUUCUACAAGUUUGAGCUCCAGCACGGCACAGAGGAACAACAGGAAGAGGUGAGGAAGCGCUGUGAGAACGCCGAACCCCGCCACGGAGAGCUUUGGUGUGAUGUCUCCAAAGACAUAGUGAAUUGGCAGAAAAAGAUUGGAGAGAUUCUUGUGCUUGUGGCCGCCAAGCUGAAAAACACCUUCUAGAGUUUGCUGGCUUCAGCUGCAUCAGUCACCUCUGUAGGACUUGUCUGCUUACCUGUUUUCAGUUCAUUUGCUCUUACAGUGGCACAGAGCUCAGAGGACAGGAGAUAGAUGGCAACAUGAGAGAUCUUUCCUCCAAGAGAAAUGCUGAUUCCUCCUCCUUUAUCCAGUGAUAGUGCUCUAGGUCUCACACAAUGCAGUAAUUAGCUUCUGCAGCACAAGUGCACCUAAAUCGCCUCUGGAUGUUGCUGCUGGUGUAAACGUAGGGAGGGAGCUGAGCAGUUCUGUAAGGCUGCAUUGGCAUUUUCAUUCUGAUACCUGAAUCCACUCUCUAUUUAGAAGCCUUAAUUCGUGCUUGUCUGGUUUCUGAUCUUCAGCAGUGGCUCUGGAUUCCUCUGUAGCAUGAAGUGCCUGUCCUGUCCUUGUCCCCUACUCUGUGCACUAUGGGUAGUGUUUGGCCCACCUGAUGCUGGUUCCUUUCAGCAGAUCUGUUGUGUUGUGUCCGAGCCCUCUUGGAGGAUAUGGGGGUUCUGCUGGGAUGGAGCUGGGCAGCAGGGGGGGAUGGCUGGGAUGAUCCUUUUUUUUUCUAAUUGGUCUCCUCCUGUGGCAAACUGCAGCACAACUCAGAAGUAUUCCUCAAACCUGACUAGGUGGAGCAUUUUGUGGAAUUUUAGAGACUUCCUUUUUUUUCUUUUAAAUGUACAUAGUAAAACCUUUAUUCUUCUAGACGCCCCAUUUCAUUAAGCACAGUGAUAUUUUAAAAUAAUGAGGCAAAACCCAGCAAUCCUCGAAAUCCCUUUGAAGGAGUAAGGCUUCAUUAAAGCCUUUGGGACAAUGUGCAACUGCUCUUUCACUGUGGGUGUUUUGGAUGACCACCUUCAAGUGCAGAUGGCAGAAAGGCAAUGUUUUGGAGGGAGAGCUUUGGUGUUCUUGGGACCCUUUACAAGUUGUCUUCGAUUUUCUACGCUUGGAAUCUGUAUUAUUUUGACCUAGUGAACCUGACUUUCUUGUGAUCGUUCAUCGAACUUAGGUAUAUGAAAAGUGUUUGGGUCUGUGUAUGUGUGUCACAUAAUGUAUUUAGCUGGAGGAAGAACAAUACCUUAUCAAUUGUCUGGAAAAUCUGUAUAAAAUACAGCUCGUGUUUUGUUUCCUUA
Molecule: messenger RNA, 4064 nt
Organism: Numida meleagris (helmeted guineafowl)
Lineage: Eukaryota; Metazoa; Chordata; Aves; Galliformes; Numididae
Gene: PRPF6
Product: pre-mRNA processing factor 6
Exons: 21
Coding region: 88-2913 (941 amino acids)
Biological process (GO): spliceosomal tri-snRNP complex assembly; mRNA splicing, via spliceosome
Cellular component (GO): U4/U6 x U5 tri-snRNP complex; catalytic step 2 spliceosome
Molecular function (GO): protein binding
Source: RefSeq, a predicted model, not a curated record